Penicillium chermesinum is the source of this 453-nucleotide messenger RNA. Its product is annotated as 40S ribosomal protein eS19. Lineage: Eukaryota; Fungi; Ascomycota; Eurotiomycetes; Eurotiales; Aspergillaceae. Gene Ontology annotation, biological process: ribosomal small subunit assembly; translation. Gene Ontology annotation, cellular component: ribosome; cytosolic small ribosomal subunit. The transcript is spliced from 3 exons. The coding region runs from base 1 to 453 and encodes 150 amino acids. The record is from RefSeq and is a predicted model, not a curated record. Gene Ontology annotation, molecular function: RNA binding; structural constituent of ribosome.
AUGUCUGGAGGUAUUUCCGUGCGCGACGUCGAUGCGCAGAAGUUCAUCGCUGCCUACUCCGCUUUCUUGAAGCGUCAGGGAAAGCUCCCCAUCCCCGGCUGGGUUGACACCGUCAAGACCUCCGCCUCCAACGAGCUUCCCCCCCAGGAUGCUGACUGGUACUACGUGAGAGCCGCUGCCGUGGCCCGCCACAUCUACAUGCGCAAGACCGUCGGUGUUGGCCGUCUUCGCAAGGCUCACGGCUCCACCAAGAACCGUGGUGCCCGCCCCGCCCACCACGUCGAUGCCUCCGGCUCCGUUGACCGCAAGGUCAUGCAGUCCCUGGAGAAGAUCGGUGUCCUCGAGAUCGAUGAGGAGAAGGGUGGCCGCCGCAUUACCCAGAGCGGCCAGCGUGACUUGGACCGUAUCGCCAAGACCACCGUCGAUGAGGAGGAGGAGUCGGAUGACGAGUAA